AUGUCCUUUGAUUUUUCAACGUUGGCCGCAAACCAUUCCAGAGUUGAUGUAAAAGAAGAAAACAGGAGACAGGGUGAAGCAACGGCAAGGUUGCUCGCAACAAAUUCGUAUAAUCAGACGCUUUUCUCGUUUGCUUCAUCUGAGUGUAAUAUUUCAGGACCAAUUUGUGAAGCGCUAAAGUGCUUAGGAGAUCCAACAUGUACAUACAUAGAGCAUCACAGAAAACUUGAAGACAGGAUGAAUGAUCUUCUAGCAAAACAACGCCAACUAAAAGCUAUGAAGAGAGAUGUGGAGCUGAGAAAAAAUGCAGAGCUUCGAUUGGGAAGAUGUAUAAGGCAAGAAGUAGAGAACUGGCUUCUAGAAGUGCAAACCGUCAAUGGCAAAAUACAGAACGUUGAUGAAAAAAUGCAAAAUGUGUCUUGUUUUUCACGUGGGCGCCUUGGGAAACAAGUUUCCCAAACAGUUGAAGAAGUGAAGGAAAUUAUUGAACAAGGCAGGUUCACUGGAGCUCUAGUAAUUGAUGAUCCAUCGACUGCUGGAGUGCCUUUUCAGUUGGAACAUUUGGAAGGUGAAACCGCGGUGAUUGCAGACAUUUGGAAGCAUUUGAUGAGUGAUGAAAUUGGAAUGGUUGGUGUCUGUGGAAUGGGCGGGAUCGGGAAAACCACUAUAAUGAAGCACAUACACGAUCAACUAUUGGAGGAGACUAAAUCUAAACCCUUGUUUGAGAAAAUCAUUUGGGUCACUGUUUCACAGGACUUCAACAUCGCCAACUUACAAGAAGACAUUGCAGAUGCUAUGAAUAUUGAAGAUCUUCCGAAAUCUGAACAAAAGCGUGCAGCUGUGUUAAGGAACAAAUUGCGACAAAUAAGGCAUGUAUUGAUCUUAGAUGAUGUUUGGGAAGGGUUCGUUCUCGAAAAGGUAGGGAUCCCUGAACCAAUAUCCAGCAAUCGGAGUAAGUUGGUAUUAACUAGUAGAUUGAAAGAGUUUUGUAAAUCUAUAGGCUGUCAUGAGAUAGUCGAAGUGCCUCUACUUUCCAAUGAGGAGUCCAUGAAUUUAUUCUUGGUUCAUACCGGACAUGAGGUUCUAAAGGUUCCAUCUUUGGAAAAAAUUUUGGGCGAUAUUGUUAGAGAGUGUGAUAGGUUACCCCUUGCCAUAAAAGUAAUAGCUAGUAGCAUGAAGGGAAUAAAUGAUGUUGUUGAAUGGAGGAAUGCAUUAACAGAGUUACGUAACCAUGUAACAAGUGUGAAGGACACAGAUAAAAAAAUAUACGGGCGAUUAAAGUUCAGUUUCGACCGUUUGAAAGAUUCGAAUAUCCAAAAUUGUUUCCUUUAUUGCUCACUGUACCCAGAAGACUAUAGAAUUCCAAGGGUGGAAUUAAUAGAAUACUGGAUAGACGAGGGAUUUCUUGAAAUGGGGAGUCGACAACAAUUGCAUGAUAGGGGUCAUACUAUAUUAAAUAGGUUGAUAAACAACUGUUUGUUGGAAAAGGCUGGAGAUGAUGUUAAGAUGCAUGAUGUGAUGAGAGAUAUGGCAUUGUAUAUCAAACACCUUCAUUUUAUUGUAAAAGCUGGCACCGGCUUGGAAGAAUUACCAAGCAAGCUAGAAUGGAAAAAAGAUGUUGAAAGGGCUUCAUUCAUGAUGAAUAAGGUAUCAGAAAUCCCUCUGAGCUUGUCACCCAAUUGUGGAAACCUUUCGACCUUAUUACUGAAAAAGAAUAUGUCCUUGAAAAGGAUUUCCGAAUCAUUCUUUCAGCACAUGCAUAGUCUCAGCAUUUUUGACCUUUCUUAUACCGGUAUCGAGCAAUUGCCCAAUUCCGUAUCAAACUUGGAAACGCUCAAUGCAUUGGUGCUUCGUGGAUGCAACAAGUUGAGAUAUGUGCCUUCACUAGAAAAGCUUGAGGCUCUACGAAAGCUAGACCUCCGGGGUACAGGCAUUGAAAAGGUGCCUAAAGGUUUGGAAAUGUUAGCAAAUCUAACAUAUCUCAAUUUAUGUACUGAAAGCUUAAAGGAACUGCCAAUUGCAAUUCUACCUAGGCUUUCUUGUCUGCAAUGUUUGGUAUUAUAUGUUAAAUCAACUUGUAUAAAAAUGAAUGGAUUGGAACUUGCCAGAUUAAGGAAGCUAGAGGUUUUUGAAGGGAGAUUUAAUGAGUUGAUAGACUUUAAUGCCUACACCAAGUCUAUACAAUGUCAACAGCUCACUUCUUACUUGCUUGUCAUGGCACCACUUGAAGCCAAGUUUAACGUCAAACAACGUGUAAAAGGCAUAAAUUGUAUUUACCGUUUCAAGUUGUUGAAUGUGGACAGCAACAAAGGGAGGCAGAAGGCGAUGCUGCUCGCGAGCGGGCUCCAAGGUGUAGAAACUAUUGGCCUCAAAAGAAAUACGAUGAUUCUGGAAGUGUGUGGUGACUUAGAAAUGGAACCCACUGAAAUUGCGGCAAAGUGGAAGAAAGGAGGUAUAGAAGUGCAGCUCGUGGAUGAGCUGUGGGACUUUACCUUUCUACCUAUGAAAUAUGUGAUAUUAAGCGGGUGUCCGAUAGUGUUGGAACAAAGAGACAAUAACAGGCUGUUUUGUAUCUUGCUUGAAUAG
Molecule: messenger RNA, 2586 nt
Organism: Gossypium raimondii (Peruvian cotton)
Lineage: Eukaryota; Viridiplantae; Streptophyta; Magnoliopsida; Malvales; Malvaceae
Product: disease resistance protein At4g27190
Exons: 4
Coding region: 1-2586 (861 amino acids)
Molecular function (GO): ADP binding
Source: RefSeq, a predicted model, not a curated record